AUGGGUGCCAUUCUCAAUACAGCAGGCAAGUCUGUAGGCAUACUCGCGACAUCGCCACAACCGCAGUGCACCCUAGAUUGCCCCUGCGGCAGAUGUCGGGAGCUGGAACUGGAAUUAACGCAGGCAAAGGCGCAGGCGAAGGUGCAGGCGAAGGCGCAGGCGAAGGCGCAGGCGAAGGCGCAGGCGAAGGCGCAGGCGAAGGCGCAGGCGAAGGCGCAGGCGAAGGCGCAGGCGAAGGCGCAGGCGAAGGCGCAGGCGAAGGCGCAGGCGCAGGGGCAGGAGCAGGGGCAGGGGCAGGGGCAGGGGCAGGAGCAGGAGCAGGGGCAGGGGCAGGAGCAGGAGCAGGAGCAGGAGCAGGAGCAGGAGCAGGGGCAGGAGCAGGGGCAGGAGCAGGAGCAGGAGCAGGAGCAGGAGCAGGGGCAGGGGCAGGGGCAGGCGAAGUCGGUCUGUUUCGAAGGCUUUGUAAAUUACAACACAGUAGGCCGCUAA
Messenger RNA from Plutella xylostella (diamondback moth), 489 nucleotides. NCBI's taxonomy places the organism in Eukaryota, Metazoa, Arthropoda, Insecta, Lepidoptera, Plutellidae. The record is from RefSeq and is a predicted model, not a curated record.